Hevea brasiliensis (rubber tree) is the source of this 1153-nucleotide messenger RNA. RefSeq lists its product as uncharacterized. The transcript is spliced from 3 exons. Bases 193 to 756 code for a protein of 187 amino acids. The record is from RefSeq and is a predicted model, not a curated record. Lineage: Eukaryota; Viridiplantae; Streptophyta; Magnoliopsida; Malpighiales; Euphorbiaceae.
UUGUUUAGUUUAUUUUUAUUUUUAAAAUGGCUGUCGUACUGAUAAUCGCACGGCUGUGAUCCAUCUCUCCCGUUGUCAUCACUCAGCAGCACCGUCAUCUUCUGCCUUUGUUCUCCUGUGUAGGCCAAAACCCCAUUACACUCCUCAUUACAGAUUUCAUAAGGAAAAAAGAAAACUAAACCAUCAUCAUUUAUGGCCAUGAAUCAAGCGGCGGUGGUGAAGGUGGUUCUGGGGUUCAUGGGUCUCUGCUUGGCUGGUUACAUACUGGGACCCCCUCUUUACUGGCACUUCAAGGAGGGUUUAGCUGCCGUCAGCCACUCUUCCUCCACUUGCUCUCCUUGUGUUUGUGAUUGUUCUUCUCAGCCUCUUCUCUCCAUCCCUCAAGGACUGAGCAAUGCUUCCUUUGCAGAUUGUGCAAAGCGUGAUCCAGAGGUGAGUGAAGAUACAGAAAAGAACUUUGCAGAGCUACUGACUGAAGAACUGAAGCUGCGGGAGGCUGAAGCUUUAGAGAAUCAGCAGCGUGCUGACAUGGCUCUGCUUGAGGCUAAGAAGAUGACAUCCCAGUAUCAAAAGGAAGCAGACAAAUGCAAUUCAGGGAUGGAAACCUGUGAAGAAGCUAGGGAGAAAGCUGAAGCUGCAUUAGCAGAGCAAAAGAAAUUGACAGCAAUGUGGGAGUCAAGAGCUCGUCAGAGAGGAUGGAAAGAAGGGAUUACCAGGUCGCGUACCCAGUCUCAGGGAAAUGUCGAGUCCAUGUAGUAUACUCAUGGCUUCAGACAAAAAGUUAUUAUGGAUACCUAUGGUUCUCUGCAACGCAAAGUUAUAAUGCAAAUUCACAGUUCUCAUAGCGAAGUUGGCAUCUUAUAAAUCAGAUUUGCCUCUCAAUUUAGCAUUCAAGCAUAGACAACUUUGCUGUUAGGGUGCCUUUUGAAGCAAAUGUGUUAAAAGGCCAAAUUUUCUGUGUUUUGCUACAAAUUUUAAGUGAUGUUCGUCAUGUAAAACUCUGAGAGUAGAAAGUGAUUUAUUUUAGUCAGAGAACAGACGAGAUAUGUUGGCGAGCCAAGAAUACCCUUCAGAACAGACGAGUAUUGCAAAGAACAAGAAAAAAACAUAUAUAUUUAUAUUAAAAAUAAAAAUGAAUUGCUUGUUAUAAUUA